This is a messenger RNA of Anolis sagrei ordinatus, 3104 nucleotides long. It is a transcript of the gene NABP1, whose product is annotated as nucleic acid binding protein 1. The record is from RefSeq and is a predicted model, not a curated record. Gene Ontology annotation, cellular component: SOSS complex. NCBI's taxonomy places the organism in Eukaryota, Metazoa, Chordata, Lepidosauria, Squamata, Anolidae. Gene Ontology annotation, molecular function: DNA binding. Gene Ontology annotation, biological process: mitotic cell cycle checkpoint signaling; double-strand break repair via homologous recombination; response to ionizing radiation.
AGAGGAGCGCUUUGCAAGGAGGGAGGCGUGCGCAUGCGCAGAGAGUUGUGUAGGGUGGGGAAAAGCAGACACCAAGAGGGGGGAGCCACUGCCUUGUGGAAUAACAGAAGGAGCUUCUUUAGAGAAGCAGGGGGAGUGGGUCCGCCCCCGCUUCCAGUGGCAGCUGCUGAAACCACGCCAAAAACAGUCCAACCACUGCUCCCCCUUUUUGCCCCUCCUCUAGCCUUAGAUCCCCCCUUCUUAACAAAGUGGGGAGAAGCCUUAGCCUCAGCGAGGGAGAGGGGAGCCUCUUGUGCCUUCAAAUCGGGGCUGAGAUCCCCCUCUCUAAUAAAUAUACACUAUUAUUAUAGUAUAGGGGGAUAUAAUAAUAUUGAUUAUUGUGGUCCCCCCCCCCCCCCCCUUGCUUCCCUCCCUCCUUCCCCUGCCAAGGGAUGCUUUGUCCUGCUCCCUCUUCCUCCUCCUCUUGAGCAGAGCAGCAUGAGCCUGGCCAAUGAGACCUACCUCUUCAUAAAAGACAUAAAGCCCGGACUGAAAAACUUAAAUGUCGUCUUUAUUGUGCUGGAGAUAGGGCGAGUUACCAAAACCAAAGACGGGCACGAGGUGAGAUCCUGCAAAGUGGCCGACAAGACGGGCAGCAUCACCAUCUCCGUAUGGGAUGAACUUGGCAGCCUCAUCCAGCCGGGUGACAUUAUUCGAUUGACUAAAGGGUAUGCAUCUCUGUGGAAAGGAUGCCUUACGCUUUACACUGGAAGGGGAGGAGAGCUUCAAAAAAUUGGGGAGUUCUGCAUGGUGUACUCAGAAGUGCCCAACUUCAGUGAACCCAACUCGGACCAUCUUGGGCAGUCCACCAAAGCGGCACAGGGUGAGCAGAGUAAUAACUCCCUUCCAUCAACUAAUGUGGGUACUUGUACUUUUGGGCCCGCUGGGAAUGGUUUGCCAGCGGGACCGGAGCUGAGCGGCUCAUCAACUGCCUAUAACCAUGCCCCCUCCUAUGCAGGUACUGGGAGGGCUGGCGGACGUGGUGCCCCCCCUCCUCCUCCGGUGCCAUCUAACAAUGCCCGCCCCCCUCAAAGCACAAUAAGUAAUGGGAGAGAUCCUCGGAGAGCUUCAAAAAGAUGACCAAGCCAAAAUGCCACCCUUGCUGCCUAAACCCUUUAACACCCUACUUGAACACUUCCUGCACUUUUAUUUGUGGUUAAAACUGUGAAAAAGGUUUGUCCCUCCUCCUCAUCGUAGGCCUUCUAUUCGUCUGGAGAGAGGGGCCUUUUCUCUCCCUUCCCCUCCGCCCAGCUGAAAAUUCAGUGGAAGUGAAACUCCUGAUUUUGCGUUGUCCCAGGAAGAAAAUGUCUUAAACAGGAGUCAUAGUUGGAAUUUUCUUUUAAUUAUUAGACCCUUGUUCUCAAAACAUACCCAAGAUUUCUGGGGUGCCUAUGUUUAUUCCGCUCCGGUUUAUACAAUACAGCCUUAAGAAGCUUACAACUCUUCUCCGGUCCCGUGACAGACUCCUAUCAUAGUCAGUGGGCGUUUGGGAGGAAUCUCAAAUCUUAACAGAUCUCCAUUAAAACGACGUGAUGAUAAGUCUAAACCAUCUGAUGCUGUCACAGAAAUGCUGUCCAGUUUCUUUCUUUUUCUUCCAGUGACUGAUUCAGUGAAAGACAAAUUUCUCUUUUGAAAAUAUGUGCUAUUUCACCCAUGGCCCAGUUUAUAUCUUCAUCGUCCCUACAGAAUUCCAAACAAUGUCCCUGCCUACAAAAUGCUGUAUCCAAGCCAUCUUUCUAAGCGUAAGCAAAGAUGAUAAUUAAGCAAAAUGCUGUGACAUUUCCGAUACUUACUCUGUUAGGGUUUCUUUCAGGUUUGUAAUACAACACCAUAGAAAUUGAAAAGUACCAUAGUUGCAGUAACAUUGUCCUGGGGCCUUUUCACAUCAUGUUGUUAUGGCAUGAUGGGUUGACUUUAAUUGCCAUGCUUCCUUUUGGUGAAAUCUUGAUAUUAGCAGUUGAGAGCGGGUUUCAAAAUCAGCCACAGAACCCAUCUGGUGCCGCCAACCAAACUAAAAGAGCCCACAAUUCCAUAAAGUGGAAUGAUAGUGUUAUAAUUUUGUAGUGUGAAAAAGUCCAUGAUCUUCAAAACCUCCAACAGUGCACCUUUACUUGAAAAGGGUAAAAUCCAGAAGGAUACCUACUACUUGAAUCUGCAGCAAUGUAUAACACGACCAUUUUCUACGCUUCUCUGAUUACAGAUGGUAAAGUGAUGGUUUCAAGUUUGGUGGUGGUUGUAGCAGGCAGUGAAAAGGGCAGCCAGUUAGGCAGAAAUCCAAAAUGAUUGCAACCUGCUAGUUUUCAGUUUGUGGUGAUAUUCCCCUUUCACACACCCUCUCUUGUGGGAUCCUUCAGCAUCAUGUUUGCACCCAGGAGACACUUCACUGCUUGAUUCUUCUGACGGCAUAAAUUUGGCUCAAAACUAUUGAAGAGUUGCAAAUGAAAUACAAGCGAGUGUGUGAAUGUUCAGUGCUAACGCCCCCUUUCCUUGAGGAAAAUUCUAGCAAAAUCCUCAAGUAUCCUUUUUUUUUUGUGCACGAUUGGUUUUGAAGCUGCUCUCCUUGAUUUCUGGAAAAGCCAGACUUUUGCCUGCUAAUUCAAGUUGCUUAAAAGUUAUUCCAGUGGAACAGGCGAAGGAAUGUUUUGGUGGUCCAAGCCCUUCAGGAAAAGGGGUGCAGUUUUCCUUUUCUGUUGUAAAUAUUUUUGAUACCUUUUACCAUCAUGCCACUUAAAAAUGCUGUCCAGUUCAUAGGUGGCAAAGCCCGUGGGUUUGAAAUGGAUUCAAUUUCUGUAAUAUGGCUGGGUUCCCCCUCCCUUUUUUGUUACAUUAUUGAAGCGGACCUCAUAAAUAAAAGUUGCACUAACCAUGUAAAGGAAACAAAACCUAAUUUCUUUUUUCCACCUGAUUAUCCAAGGUAAAUAAAAUGUAUGUGUGUGUGUUUAGUUCUUAUAUUAAUCAAAGCUUGAAAGUGGUUCCUGUCAACUUAUUUGCAAGUAUAUAAAGGUGGGGGUGCUAACAUUUGCUUUGACUUUAUUGGUGAUGUAUAAAACUAAAUUUUUGGCAUC